UCAGUUAUUACAUUAAAUAACAAAUAUCACCUGCUUCAUGAAUAGAAGAUAAAAAUAUUCUGCAAGGUGUGUCAAAUACUGAAACAUGCUUUCGGAUUUCAAUAAUGGGAGAGGCUGCAUUCCACUUCAGGGCUAAACAUAGUUGAAUAAAGAGGAAGUCAAAGCCAGGUAAAUUCACCUCUGUCCAGACUGGGCAGAGCACUUGAAUAACAGAGUAGGCUAGUGAUGGCCGCUUCGAAACCUUAGCAAAUCAUUUGCUUCAAAGCAGUUGUUAGGAGCACAUAUCAAACUGCCAAAGUCAUGUGAUUUCAGUAAAUAAGGCUUUGUUAUGACAUUUAUUGGCAAUGAUGGCCGUGGGAUGGCCCAGAUCUGGAUAACAGACAAGGGCCACAUGGACCAUAACUAGCCCAAGUCUCCCCUUACAAAAAAUAAGCUUAUCCAAGUGCGCUAUUAGUAUACUUCUUUUUAAAAAUGUAGCAACGUAUACUUUGUCUACUCUUUAUGUACUUCACAGAACAUACUUAAAGGGAUAUACUUAAAUAUACUUCAAGUCUACUUAUAAAAUUUAACAAUGUAAUGUUUAAUGUAUAAAAAAGAGAGGAUAAACAAUUCGUACACUAUUUUCAAUACACACACUUUUUCGAUUUCAUUUAUUGUAUCUUUUAAUAUAUGUACACCAUGAAAUGAAACUAGUCUAGCAUGUUGACAGUAGUUUAUUGUUUGAACAGAGGGCGUGGAAACCUACUUGUAAAUGAUACUCUAAAAAUUCUUUGUGCAUAACAAGCAACUAGACUCUCACGAGCUCCACAUCAAAGGAUUGUGUUGGAAGAACAACAGUUUUGACCGAACUCUCUCACUAGUUAUGGAGGACACUGAAAAUUCUGUUGCUAAACCAACAACGACCUCAAACUCAUGGGUCUCGUCUUCCUUCAUUAUACUUGUAGUGCUUGGCAUAAUCGUGGUGAAGAUGUUCAGGCAACAAAAUCAUAUUCCAGUGUAUCGUCCAAGUCCAAGUCCAAGUCAAGAGCUCCGGAUUCUUUUGGUUGGAAAAACAGGAGUGGGGAAAAGUGCAACAGGCAACACCAUCCUGGGAAAAAAUGUUUUUAAAUCAGAAGCAUCAUCCUCCUCUGUGACUGCACAAUGUGAAAAAUUUCAUGAAAUAAUAAAUGGCAGAAAAGUAUCUGUCAUUGACUCUCCAGGUGUGUUUGACACAAAUCUAACUAAAGAUGAAAUUAUCCAAAGAAUUAAACAUGGUAUUUCACUCUCUGCUCCGGGUCCACACGUCUUCUUAAUUGUGAUUCCCGUGGGCAGAUUCACAGAUGAAGACGCAGAAGCUGUUAAAACCAUUCAAGCCAUUUUUGGUAAUGAAUCCUCCACAUACACCAUGGUAAUAUUUACUUGUGGAGAUCAACUGAAGGGCAAAAACAUUCACGAAUUGGUCCGUACCAACCCAAAACUUCUCAGUUUCAUCAAAACUUACAGUGGACGAUAUCACAUGUUCAACAAUAAAGAACAAAAUCGUGAAGAGGUCAAUCAGUUGCUGGACCAAAUUGAUAAAAUUGUCACUGUAAAUGGUGGGCAACACUACACCAAUGAGAUGCUAGAAAGAGUAGAGAGAUUAAUUCAGGAAAAUACACGUCUUAUCCUGGAGGAGGAGGAGAGGAGGAGGAGGCAAACUCUGCAGGUGAUGGGUUUACAGCCCAGAUCUCCCAGAAAAAACUUUGAAAGAGAAAGUAAUUAUGAGCAGCAAACAAGAUGGAGAGCUGAGAGAGAUCCAUCAAUAAUAAACAAAGUGGUAAAUUAUUUGAAGGAACUACUACUAAAUAUAAUUUUGCCUGUCUCAACUCAUUUUUUCAAGAACAUGUGUCCCCACUAACAAAUUAAUAUAUGUUGCAACAAUGUUUUUUGUAUUUUCACCAUAUUUAAUACUUGUGAUUGUGUAGCAUAUAUAGCUGUAUAAUUAGAAAGUAUUCUCCUCUGAUUUGAUGCAUUUAACAGAAAAAAAAAAUGUUUUGUUACUUUUUUCGUAUCAAUGCAAUCUCUAUUGAUUAUGCCAUUGAAUAUUAAACACAGUAAAACUACUCAGUUUUACUCAGAAUCACUUAAGUUUCUGUCAGGUGAAGAAAAGAUUUCAACAUAAUUUGAAAUUUGAUUUUUUUUCUUUUCUUUUACUAAACUUGCUCAAUAGCACAACUGUUAUAGAACUUUACUUGCAAAGCACUUUGGUACAAGUCCUUUAAAACAUGACACUCCACAGAGAUAAAGCUAAUGGUGUGGUUGCUUCAACAAAUGCAUUUGAAUGUACUGAAUGUGACCAACUAAAUGGGAUUUUUCAUGUAGGGCACCCAUUUUAUCAGCAGUGGCCUUGUCUAUAUAUCAAGCUCUAAAUUGCAAACAGUGAUAAUUCAUUGUUCUUCUUUGAGAAAUUGUUUAAUUUGUGAACAUACCAUUUGUGUUAUUUAAGACCAAGCAGAAGCCUCAUCAGCAGGGAAAUCGCACAAGUGGUAAUCCUAUUGGCUAGUGCUCACACCAUCCACAUUAUGAUUUCAGCAAAUCACUUUGGGUAAUUGUCACAGACUUGACUUCACUUCACCAAUCACGUCGCACUCCCUCUCCUGAGUAUUGAUCAGCAACAUCUGACACUCAUCACCACCGCAGAAUAAAAGACACGUCAGAGCACUCAGUCACUGUCCGGUCUCGUUAAUACAUACUUCCUGUUACGGACUACUUACCUGUCUCCAUUGUCUUCCAAGAUCCCUCGUGUUCUCUGUGUCUUCAGUGAAUGCCUCCUGGUAUCCUCCGUUCCUCGUCUGCCUGUCAUCCUUGUAACCUGGAGAGAAGAUUAAGUCAAGUAUCACUGCCUUGAUAGUUGUCUGCUAAGAACUUUUUCUGCAUAGACUUACCUGCACUCUGCUAUAACUCUCUGGUUGUUCAAUAAACAUCACAUACGCUUUUACAUGUGUCUCCGUCCCCUUCUGUGUGUAACAGUAAUGCAGAC
Messenger RNA from Megalobrama amblycephala (Wuchang bream), 2998 nucleotides. Its product is annotated as GTPase IMAP family member 4-like. The transcript is spliced from 4 exons. Gene Ontology annotation, molecular function: GTP binding. Bases 863 to 1876 code for a protein of 337 amino acids. The record is from RefSeq and is a predicted model, not a curated record. Lineage: Eukaryota; Metazoa; Chordata; Actinopteri; Cypriniformes; Xenocyprididae.